This is a messenger RNA of Geosmithia morbida, 1062 nucleotides long. Its product is annotated as arabinogalactan endo-1,4-beta-galactosidase. Gene Ontology annotation, biological process: pectin catabolic process. The coding region runs from base 1 to 1062 and encodes 353 amino acids. Lineage: Eukaryota; Fungi; Ascomycota; Sordariomycetes; Hypocreales; Bionectriaceae. The transcript has a single exon. The record is from RefSeq and is a predicted model, not a curated record. Gene Ontology annotation, molecular function: glucosidase activity.
AUGGCAGCCCACAAGUUGACAUAUGCCUUCAUGCUCGCUCUGGCGACGGCCUCGAGCGCCCUGGACUAUGUGGGCGUGGACUGGUCGUCGGUCAAGGUGGAGGAGGAGUCGGGCAUAAGCUACAGCACGUCGUCGGGUGAGGAGCAGGUGCUGGAGAAGAUUCUCCUGGACAGCGGCGUCAACACGGUGCGCCAGCGCGUGUGGGUGAACCCGUCGGACGGCGACUACGAUCUCGACUACAAUAUCGCCAUCGCGAGGCGCGCCCGCGCCGCCGGCAUGAACAUCUACCUGGACCUGCACCUCAGCGACACGUGGGCCGACCCGUCAAAUCAGGCCGUGCCGUCGGGCUGGUCGACCGAAUCCAUCGACGACUUGGCCUGGCAGCUGUACAACUACACGCGCGACGUGUCCAACGCCUUCGCGGCCGAGGGCAUCAACCCGUUGAUCAUCUCCGUCGGUAACGAGAUUCGCGGCGGGCUCCUCUUCCCGCUCGGCGACAUCAAUGAGAACCCCUACAACACGGCGCGUCUGCUGCAUUCAGGCGCCGCCGGCAUCAAGGACUCCAACCUCGACCCUACUCCCAAGAUCAUGCUGCACAUAGACAACGGGUGGGAGUGGUCCCUGCAGGAGUGGUUCUACACCACCCUUCUCGCUGAGGGCCCCCUUUCCCUCUCCGACUUCGACAUGAUGGGCGUCUCAUUUUACCCCUUCUACGGCGCCGACGCCACCCUCGCCAACCUCAAGACCUCACUCACAAACAUGGCCGCCAAGUGGUCCAAGGAGGUCCUCGUCGUCGAGACCAACUGGCCCACCUCCUGCCCUUCACCCAAGUACAGCUUCCCCUCCGACGUCUCCAGCAUCCCCUUUAGCGCUGCCGGUCAGGAGACCUUCCUACAGGACGUCGCCGAUGUCGUGUCCGCUGUUGAUGGCGGUGCUGGCAUCUUUUACUGGGAGCCUGCUUGGGUUGACAACCAGGCGCUCGGCUCGUCCUGUGACUCCAACACCAUGUUUUCCUACCCUGGCAAGGCUCUCGACAGUCUUUCCAUCUUUUCUUCCCUGUAA